Molecule: messenger RNA, 7523 nt
Organism: Malurus melanocephalus (red-backed fairy wren)
Lineage: Eukaryota; Metazoa; Chordata; Aves; Passeriformes; Maluridae
Gene: TBC1D8B
Product: TBC1 domain family member 8B
Exons: 21
Coding region: 89-3466 (1125 amino acids)
Source: RefSeq, a predicted model, not a curated record
CUCCCCCCGCCCUCUCCUGCCUGGCACCGCAGCCGCGAGCGCGGAGCGGGGCCGGAGGCGGCAGCGCAGCGCCGUCAGGGGCCGCGCGAUGUGGCUGAAGCCCGAGGAGGUGCUGCUGAAAAAUGCCCUCAAGCUGUGGGUGCAGGAGCGCUCCAACCAGUACUUCGUGUUGCAGAGGCGGCGGGGCUAUGGCGAGGAGGGCGGAGGCGGGCUGGCAGGUCUCCUUGUGGGAACAUUAGAUGCUGUGUUGGACUCGACGUCGAAAGUCGCCCCAUUUCGCAUCCUGCAUCAGACCCCAGACUCCCAAGUCUACUGGUCCAUCGCGUGCGGAUCCAGCAGAGAAGAAAUAACAGAACACUGGGAGUGGUUAGAACACAAUGUUAUGAAGACUUUAUCAGUAUUUGAUUCAAAUGAUGACAUUACGAGCUUUGUCCAGGGAAAGAUAAGAGGUUUGAUUGCUGAAGAGGGAAAAGGUUCUUUUGUAAAAGAAGAUGAUCCUGAGAAAUUUCGUGAAGGUCUUAUGAAGUUUGAGAAGUGUUUUGGAUUACCAGAGCAGGAGAAGUUGAUUACCUACUACUCGUGCAGUUACUGGAAGGGCAGAGUGCCCUGUCAGGGAUGGCUCUAUCUUAGUACCAACUUCCUUAGCUUCUACUCAUUUUUGCUUGGAGCWGAAAUAAAACUUAUUAUCUCCUGGGAUGAAAUAUCGAAACUUGAGAAAACGUCCAAUGUGAUUCUGACAGAGAGCAUUCAUGUGUGCUCCCAUGGGGAAGAUCAUUAUUUUUCCAUGUUUUUGCACAUUAGUGAAACAUUCCUUCUCAUGGAGCAGCUGGCAAACUAUGCAGUUAGAAGACUUUUUGACAARGAGACAUUUGAGAAUGAUCCAGUCCUUCAUGACCCUCUGCAGAUCACCAAGAGAGGCCUGGAGAACCGUGCCCACAGUGAACAGUUCAGUGCAUUCUUCAGGCUGCCUAAAGAAGAGACCUUGAAGGAAGUUCACGAAUGCUUCUUAUGGGUUCCUUUCAGUCAUUACAAUACCCAUGGGAAAAUGUGCAUUUCAGAAAACUACAUCUGCUUUGCUAGCCAGGAUGGCAGCCUGUGCAGUGUGAUCAUUCCAUUGAGAGAGGUCACAGGGGUGGAUAAGGCAGAUCCAGCCAACAGAGGAGUCAGCAUUAGUACCAAAGGAAAAACAGCUUUUCGUUUCACGGAGGUGAGAGAUUUUGAGCAUCUUGUGGCAAAGCUCAGAAUGAAAUGCAAUGCAACUGCAAGUCCACAGCACAUCAUAAAUACUGAGGUUGCAGCUGGUUCUGCCACUGACAGUCCAAAGGAUUUUGGUGCAGGACAGUCAAAGAUGGGCCAGAGAGAUAACAGCAAAACUGUCAGUACAGAAGCACUAAUGACUGUCUACCAUCCUCAGGAUGCUGAGAACCUUGACUCUAAAAUGUUGAAAGAAAAAAUGAAGGAACAGUCAUGGAACAUCUUGUUUGCGGAAAGGGGCCAUGGGGUCAGUAUGUUUCGGACAAAGAAGACUCGAGACUUAGUUGUAAGAGGCAUYCCAGAGGCAUUAAGAGGAGAACUCUGGCUGCUCUUCUCAGGUGCUAUAAAUGAUAUGGCAUCCAACCCUGGUUAUUACACUGAAUUGGUGGAAAAGUCCUUAGGAACAUGCACUUUGGCUACUGAUGAAAUUGAACGAGAUUUACGUCGCUCCUUACCUGAGCAUCCUGCUUUUCAAAGUGACACAGGAAUUUCUGCACUCAGGAGAGUCCUUACAGCUUAUGCAUACAGGAAUCCACAAAUUGGAUAUUGUCAGGCAAUGAAUAUUCUGACAUCAGUGCUCCUGCUGUAUGCUAAAGAGGAGGAAGCAUUCUGGCUUUUGGUUGCUGUGUGUGAAAGGAUGCUCCCUGAUUAUUUCAAUCGCCGAAUCAUUGGUGCCUUGGUAGAUCAGGCAGUGUUUGAGGAGCUCAUCAGGGUUCACCUGCCUCAGUUGACAGACCACAUGACGGACAUGACUUUUUUCUCCUCGGUCUCUCUCUCCUGGUUCCUUACCCUUUUUAUCAGUGUGCUGCCAAUUGAAAGUGCAGUCAAUGUGGUGGACUGUUUCUUCUAUGAUGGAAUAAAAGCAAUCUUGCAGCUGGGCCUUGCUGUGCUGGAAUACAACAUGGACAAGUUGCUCACUUGUAAGGAUGAUGCAGAAGCAGUCACUGUUCUCAACAGAUUUUUUGACAGUGUCACUAACAAAGACAGUCCUUUGCCUCCAGCUGUGCAGCAAGGCUCCAACCUCAGYGAUACAAAGAGUGACCAUCCAAAAGUGGACAUCACUGAUCUGAUCCGAGAGUCAAAUGAAAGGUACGGUGAUAUUCGCUAUGAGGAUGUUGAGAGCUUGCGCUGCAGGAACAGGCUUUAUGUGAUCCAGACCUUGGAGGCUACGACCAAGCAGAAUGUGUUACGAGUUGUGUCUCAAGAAGURAGAUUCAGUCCUAGUGAUCUUGAAGAGCUUUAUGAAUUAUUCAAGAAGGAGCACUUUCUGUCCUGUUACUGGAGUGUAAAUAGUCCUGUGCUGCAGCAUCACGAUGCCAGUCUGCCCUACCUUGACCAGUACCGGAUCGACUGCCAGCAGUUCAGGGUUCUCUGCCAUCUCUUGAGCCCCUGGUCACACUGUGCAAACAGAGACUCCCUGGCCCUCUGGACAUUCCGACUGAUGGAUGAGAGCUCCGACUGCCUUAUCAACUUCAAACAAUUUGCCUGYGUUCUUGAUACCAUGUAUAAUGGAAGCUUCACUGACAAACUCAAGCUUCUUUUUAAGCUGCACAUCCCCCCAGCUUUUACUGAAGUAAAAUCUCWAAGCCCGUCCAAAGGAGAUGAUCUUUCAAAAGAAGAACUAAUCCACUUCAGCCAACUCAGUGUUUCGUCUGUUGGGGAUGGUCUUGAAAAUGAUUCUUUGAAGAGCAGCCCAGAAAAAGGGAAAGGAAAGGUUGAUAUUCAAGCAUAUCUGAAGCAAUGGCAAGAUGAACUUCUUAGAAAAGAAGAAAACAUCAAGGAUUUGCCGAGAAUGAAUCAGUCUCAGUUCAUCCAGUUCUCAAAAACUCUCUACAAUCUGUUCCAUGGGGAUCCUGAGGAGGAACUGUUGUAUCGGGCUAUCGCCGUGGUGACCAGCCUCCUGCUGAAAAUGGAAGAAGUUGGCAGAAGACUGCAGAGUCCCAUGUCACCUGUCCAAAGUGCAGUUCCUGUUUCAGAGGUGGCUGCUGAAGUCCCCAGAGAGAGGCAGGAGGAAAGGAUCUCUGAGCAGACUGAAGGCAGUAGAGCACAGAGUUUGGGAGGGAACCAUGAAUGGUCKUUUGCCUUUGAACAGAUUCUGGCAUCCUUAUUAAAUGAACCAGCCUUUGUGAGAUUUUUUGAAAAACCUCAUGAUAUAAAAGCUAAAAUAGAGAGUGCUAAAAAUUUACAACUUAAAGCAAGAACCAGAGUGUAAUUUUCUUUACCUUUGGCUCUGAAUUAGCCACAUAAAGCGCUUACAAAUGAAGGCUGUAACUAUGGAAAUCAAGUCUGGUGUUUACAUAGGGAAUGGAAUUUGAAGAAUUAGCUUUAAGUAUCAGAUUACUGGUAUGUCAUGUAAAUAAAAAUAGUUUGAAGCACAAUCACUUUCUUGCAUUGUUCAUAAAAUUUCACUCCAGUAAAGGGGACUGGAUAAUAAACUGUCUUUACCAUGUUUUUGAAACAUGCAUCAUUGCUUGGAGAUAAAUGGGUAUGUACCUGUGCAAACCUGUCUGAAUGACUGCUGUUGGAGUGGGUGUUCUCCAGGUUCAUAUCUAUUACUGUGGUAGAAGGAAUGACUUCUUCCCAUUUUAACUUUAAAGGAAUAUCAACAACUUGGAGGCUGUCUUCCACAUGAAUUAGUUAUUUCCAAACUUGCAUGUGGACUGGGGUCAAAGCAGGGUGAAGAGUAAGAACAGAGGCUGUGGUGGGAGACUAGAGAAGGAAGUUGCCCUGCUCUCAAUUCCUCUGCUUUGGUGUUAUUCAUGGUUCUGGACUCUUUCAGAUUUCAUUCCUUCAUCAGCAGUUUGCAGACUGCAUUCUCCAAGCCCAUGUCUCAGUUUCUGCAACAAAAAUCUGGUUUCCUGCUUUUCUAGCUCAGCCUAGAGGUCUCUUUCCCAUUUUCAUACCAAUCCUCCUACAAAAAAAAAGGUGAAAAGGAUGGAAGCUUAUUUGGUCAUCCAGGCUGCACAAGGGUAAAAAAAACUAAUACUAAUUAUUUGAAAUCAAGGGAAAGCAGUGGCUAAAUCUAUCUGGCCACAUGGUGGUUGUUCUUUAUCUGGCAAGAGGAGCCAUUGUUGUGUUCCUAGGAGCAUGUUGAUGAAAUACAGAGUUUUGCUGGUGUUUGGAAAGCCCGAGCACAGGCCAUCUGUAACUGAAUGUUGUCUAUUGGGCUGCUUAGGGACAGAUUGCAGUUACUUCUUUGCCUACCCUGAGUCCAUAUCUCAACCCAGUAAUUACUAUUGCUUUUCUAUAGCACUCUGGAUUAUUGCUGCUGUAAURUUUUCCAUCUGUCAGGAUUCAAGGCAACAAGAAAAUCCCCUUGAAUCUGAUUUAAAAUUUKUAAUAUAUAAAAUAUGAUAUAGUAGAGAUGCUGUGGAGGAAAGCUCUACUAGUGUAAAUGCAGAGACACAUUGACCUUGAAUCUUUGGUAGCUUGUGCUAGAAGGCAUUUAGAGGAGGGUAAGAGUUUUGUCUUCUAACAACAGCAGCAAAGAAAGUAGGGAGUUUCUGCUGAACUAGUUAAAAAUGUCUGUUUCCAAAGCCUGUAUGACAAUCUUUCUCUGCAGAACAGCAUUAUUUUUAUACUGUGCAUGUUUUUGUAAAGAAGCAGAAUGGGGAUGGUGUCAUUCUGAGGCUUUUCUUGCAAUACUAGUGUGAAUGAAGAAUAAAACAAAUUUCUGACUUGUGUUACAGGCACUUUGUGAAAUGCCAUCAUUGCAGGUGGUGUUAAAUUUAUGAAUUAUGUCUUAUACUCUCCCCAAUACUCUCAGGUAUUAAUGUAAAAUUAAGUUUUAUUGAAGAAGCUAAAUGAUAAAAAAAAAGUUAUAUAUGUGGAGAAGGAGGAAGCUUUUUUCAGAAAGCCUUCACAAAGUAAUUAUGCUUGAUAAAAUAUAGUGCUGAUUUGUAUUUUUAUGUAUAAAAUAUAAAAACUAAUUUAUCCAUUUAUAUGGAUAUAGAUAGGGCCACACUGYAUUACUUAUUUUAAAAUGUAUUUACUCAUUGUUUUCACAAAGCUGUUUAGAAAUACAAAGCAGAUGAUAUGGUUGUUCUAGUCCAGGAUGUACUCAGAUAAGGUUUGGUCAGUGAGUAAUGCUCCUGCAAAGAGCCAUGAUGAAAUUAAUGGAGCCUCAUGCAAAUAGAUACAGCUGCCCAUCCCAAAAGCGUUUGUAGGUUUAUGACAGAAAUUGUUUAUGUUAAUAAGUAGUCAAAGCCGUGAACUGUUUGCUAAUCAAGGUAACAGAGAUACGAAAGGACAGARAAAUCAAGGACUUUUUUUGAUGAGCCAAGAUGUGAAGAUCUAAGGGCGAAAGAGUGUGGUGAGGGAUCUURGAAAGUACAACCUUCUGUUGUUACCUAGUUGUAAAAAGGUGCUCAGUUUGUACAAUACCCUUUUCUAUUAGUGCCUCCCCCGAGACUGCGGAACCUUUACCAGUUGGGUAGUAGCUCUUGUCAAAUGUCAUAUCCAUGUAUAGACAUUACCAGCAUAUAUAUGUAUCAAAAUAGAUUUAAGGUAAGAAGUUAGGGUAACUUUUUUACCUGCUUGGAUUUUUUGUUUAUAUUUUUUUUUUCUCAAAAAGGGUAUUAUCUUUAAAUUGCUCCUGUAAUAUACCUGCAGGUUGAUCCAGGAAGGCACAGUGAUCAGGCAUCCAGUGUCAGCAGGAUGGAGGGUGGGGCAAGCUCACUUCCAACAGGCUGGCAGCACUCAGGCCAUGGCCCAGCUGGCAGGUUCUUCCUUCUGCAGCCUCUGGAUCGUGGGCUGGUCCUCUGGGGAGUUGUAGAUGGAGCAAGUGCCAGCUAUUCSCAAGGAACAUGGCUAACAAACAGAUGCAGGUUUAGCUGGGAUUGGCAGAGCUAGAGCAACAGCAGCUCCUUCCCUCUCUUCAUUCUUGAAGAGUGAUGCCUUGACUUCCCUGUACACUAAGGGACAGAGAUCUCUGUGCCAUGCAGCUUUUUGGCAAGGUGACAUUGGUGACACACAGAUGGCCCCAGACUCCCAUCACAUCACACUGGCUGCGCACAUGAACAGGAAGCCGCCUGGUUAAGUUGGUUCUGUUGUGUCACUUCACUGAUCUAUGUUACUUUCUUUCCUUAAGUUUCCAUCAAGUAUUUUGCCUUUAUUUUUUCAGUCAUAGGAAAUAAGUGAAGGUGCAUCAUUCAGUACAAAAUAACCCGUUGCAGGUAGAUUGUUACAACUACUGCUGCUGUUUGUAGUUUGACAACUGCAGUGCCUGCUGUGUCAUGGUUACCCUGCACCCUGGACAGUGGCUGUUGGGGACACUGCACAGUCCUUCCUUGUGGCUGGGCCCUUGUUGCUGUGCCCUAAGAUGCCUUUUGUCAGAUGUUACCAUGGCCUGGGAGCAGAGCCAGCAGAGCUGUGGUGAUCCCUCAGUCUUGCCAYAUGGAAUGUGCUGCUCUGGAGCCUUGUGCUGCUCCCUGUGCUCUGGGUGACCAGUGACAGCCCUGACCCCCUCAAGGAACUGGCUGCUUGGCCUCUGUGUGCCCAGCUCAGGGCUUGGUGACCUGAGGAGAGGGAAUAGCUCAAAUAAUCAAAAUACCAGCUCUUUCCACCCUGGGGGAGAACUGAUGGUAAUUCAACUGGUGCAUUUCACAGGACAUGGAAGUGGCUSCUGCCAUGUGACACAGAAAUAUCACUUUCUAUCCAUUCCUAAAACAAGCCACUUGUUCAUCACUCUAACGGCUGGACAAUAAUGUAAUUUUAGAAGAGUUUGGUACCAUAGUGACUAAGAAAUAGCUGUGUGUUGAUUUUAUCAGAAAUUUCUCAUCCAGUUGUACCAUAUAAGGUUGUUGAUUGUGAUUGCUGUUGUUAUCUGGACUAAACCAGAAGGUUUUAAUGCUGAUUUGUUUCCAGAAAAAUAGGCUAUUCUGUCUUUUUUGCUAUAGCUUUAUCUCUUUACCAAGACAGCAGCACAUGUUUGUGUUGACAGAUUGGCUUUUAUACAAUGUAUUGUAUGCAGAGGUCCUGUAAGACAAAUGGGAUAUUAAAUAAAAUAUUGUUUCACUUUAAAAAAAAAUCCUGUGUUUGAGGCACUAUUAUUUGUUGUGAUGGCCUAUUGCAGAAGUUCCUUCAAGAACCACAUUUAGUCAGUGCUUUCCAAAAUAAGGAGCAGGCCAAAGCCUCUGCUGGGACAGCAACCUCCCAGCAGCAAAGGAAAAAUGGAGACCUGGAUUUUGAAGCCUGGGACUAGUUUAGGCUGGAGUACAACCUGAGCUGGCUUCAGUGMUGAGCUGGUGAGUGACAGAGCCCAGGAGUAG